Molecule: messenger RNA, 2166 nt
Organism: Aspergillus nidulans FGSC A4
Lineage: Eukaryota; Fungi; Ascomycota; Eurotiomycetes; Eurotiales; Aspergillaceae
Exons: 1
Coding region: 1-2166 (721 amino acids)
Cellular component (GO): membrane
Source: RefSeq, a predicted model, not a curated record
AUGUUACCAUAUGCCUCUCAAUGGGUACUUACAGCAGCCCUUGUCCUCGUAUAUCUCACGCAAAGCACGUACACGACGACCGUAUCCCUACUUGAUCUACUGCCGAGAUGUGCUUCAAGAUGCCUUGAGGAUUUCAUAAGCACCGAAUAUCCGAGGGGCGCUUGUUCUGAGGGGUGUGACUUGAAUUAUCUAUGCACGACAGAAACAACCAGCGGCUAUACACUGGGAGAGGCGGGCUUGCGAUGCAGUCUUUCCAAGUGCUCCAUGGAGGUGGCUUUGAGUUUUGAUACCUACAGUAUAUGCGAGAAUGUACCUGGAGCAUUACCGCGGACUCAUCCUACAAUUGUCGCUACAAUAACGUCGCCUACUAACCCUACAUCUACGGUGGGACCUACCACUGUCAUUGCAACAGGGACGGAGACCACAGAUACUCCUACGACAACACGCCCCUUGUCAACAGAAACAGCCAACACGUCAACGUCACUAACAACAUCACAAAGCCAGACGUCCAGCUCUGAGAGCACAGAGCAUCCUAAGACGGAAACAGACAAGCCCACAGCGACGACAACGGAUUCAUCACCUAGCGCAACUUCUAGAGAAGCAUCCAAUGAGCCAGGCCAAGGAAGCAAUCUCAACUCUGGUGCCGUCAUUGGCGUCUCCGUUGCUUCUGGGAUCGCUGGUUUUUUCAUCAUCGGGGUCAUAAUUUUCUUCUGUUGCAGGAAGAUUAGGCGCAAGGCCCAGGAUCGUGAAUUCUUUGAGAUUGGCGGGCACAUGACUGAGCCUCCGGAUUUCAGCUUCCCCCCGAAACGGCCUCCGAUGGGGCCUCGACCAUCUCCUAAGAAGUUGUUUGGUACAGAUUCUGAGAGUGUCAGGCUCGUCCCGCCGGCGGAGGCUGAGUAUCAUGACCCAGCUCAGCAUCCAGCGGUCGUUGUCACCCAGCCCGAAGAAGACUACGAGUACGGCCGUAUGUCAACGAAGAACACAGACCGGGCGGGUUUUCAGUCUACCUCCAAUCUCGAUUUUGAUGCGGAGUCUACAGUCUCGUCUAGGACGGUAUCCGAUUUGCUCCCAGACAAGCCGACACUCUACCCACGGCCAUUACGGUGGAGUCAGCAGAAGAAGGUCAUACCUUCCAGCGGGGCAACUGUAUUUGAAGAAAACCACGCAAGACCAGCAAGACCAAGAAGGCUACCCAGUCCUCCACUCCAGCAAUCUGGUCUUGCGUCAGGAAUUGCAAGGGGACAAAAUAGACAUCUGAUGGCAGGGUUACCUGCUAACCCACGUGCAAUGAUGUAUGGCUUUGGAGGCCCGGGCUUAACACCACCCUGGAAAGAAUUCAAGCAUGAGAAGAGAUCCGUAUACCCAAGUGCCAAAGAGCAGGCGUCUCGGCAAGCCGCUGUACAUGGGACGCCCCCGUACCCGCCCGGUCAUAAUCGAGUAGAUUAUGACGAUGACCUUGAUAACUACUGGAAAAACUCCAACGCUGGUUUCGUCGGAGCUAAAGUGAUCCAGCCUCAGCAUCAACCCCAAUCUUUAGAUCCUAGUACAGCUCGCGGUGCCGGAGCGAAUCGGAAUUCAGUCAACGAUUAUCCAGGGUAUCAAUUUGAAUUUGGCUUUGGCGAUAGCAGUUCCAGCUCAGAAUCCCGUCGAGCAUCCCGCAACUCUGGGGGCUUCCGUCCACUUACCCCUGUGAGGGAGAUAAGGACACCACUGCGUGAAAUGCAGAAACCCACAGGAGAGAGCUCGAAUCAUGGAAAAUCAUCGACCACGAGAUAUUUAUCAACCACAAAAUCAUCCGGCCCAGGCCCGCGCCCCCUCCCUGGCCCACCUGUUCCACCGCAUCCUCCGCAAGAGGUUGUUUCUCGACCUCGGAUUGUCCGGCAAGACGACAUCAAGCGCGUCCAAAUACGUCGCGGCAAACCGUUGCCGUCACCCAAAGAUAGCGAGGUUACGGUUCCAUACUCCCCAGAUGACUUUUGGUUUGAGCCUAAGGACGAGCCCUCUUCCGCCUCUGCAUACAUUCUGCCCGCGCCUAGGAGUUCACCCAACUACAAGAAGUAUACCUCAAAGGGGCAGCUUGGAAUGCCUAAGAAGAAGCCGCUACCUCCAGAGCGGAACCUCACACCGUCGCGGAGAGGCGAAGAUUUGAUUCUUCAGGUGGAAUGA